Molecule: messenger RNA, 1737 nt
Organism: Brassica napus (rape)
Lineage: Eukaryota; Viridiplantae; Streptophyta; Magnoliopsida; Brassicales; Brassicaceae
Exons: 2
Coding region: 123-1595 (490 amino acids)
Molecular function (GO): protein binding
Source: RefSeq, a predicted model, not a curated record
AUCGCGUCUGCCUAUAUAAAGGUCAUCGUCUCCUUUCUCUCUCUCCGCGUUCCACUUCAUAAAAGUGAAGCGUCUUCCUCGUGCUCCUCCUCCGCUUCACCUUUUUCCCGAGAAAAUUUGGAAUGGGGGUGAGAGUAGCACCAUACGCUUCUCCCUUCCUUCAAUGGGCGUCUCAUCCUUCUUCUUCUUCUUCUUCCCCUUCUCAAUCCCUAGCUUCCGGUGCCAUAUCAUCACGCCGACACGACGGACGUUUCGUCCCUCAGAGACUGAACCGUUCGUCUCUCUUCGGAACGCCACUCCAUCGCUCCAAGUCCUGCGAGCUACGUGAAUCACCAUCAUCUAAACCGACCAAAACGCAGUCGUUUCGAAGAGUUUAUAGCGCAAGCUUCUCCGACGAGGAGUUUUCUAAAAAGUUCCAAGAGCUAACUCUCAGAUUCAACGACGAGAGAGAUGCGAACGAGAUGGUCCACUUGUCCAGCAUCCAAAUGAAAGCAAACAGCGUCCAUCUCCCUCUCUCCCUUCGUAUCAUAAAGAAGAAGCGACAAUGGGACGAAGGAGUCAAACAAGCCGCGUGCGACUCAAUGAGCAAAGCCUUCUCGUCGAUGGUGUUCAUGAUUCAAGAGCUCCAAAGCUUCGCUUUACAGAUGAGAGAGACUCUUUUCUACGAAGACUUGCAAGGGAUCUUGGUGCGGGUUAGAGAAGAGAUGCACGCAUCGUUCGUCUGGUUGUUCCGACAAGUUUUCUCCGCGACGCCUACGUUGAUGGUUUACGUCAUGUUACUCCUCGCCAACUUCACGGUUUAUUCACUCGGUGCCAACUCUGCUUUAGCGGCCGCCGCUCCAACGACCACCACCUUGACAGAGGUAGCAACCGUCAGUGAAACAAACGAGAAGUUCGAUUCCUCGGUGGUUAAAUCGUUUUUUAUACCAUCUCCCACGGUCGACGGUAGCAACAACGGCGGCGGUGGAAACAUCAGGCCGGUGUUAAGCGGGACAGAUGGUGAUGGAUUCGAUGUACCAGAAGGACCUUCGCGGUUGUCAUCUUCGACAUUUGGGUCAACGAUUAGUGCAGACACAUCAGUGUCGGGACAAGAUGAAGUUAGGCUGUGGAACUCGAUUGUGGAGGAAGCAGAGGAAAUGCAGUAUUCGAAGAUAGACAAUGUGUUGGAUCACGAGACGAGGAAGCGGUUCGUGUCUCCUUUGGAUGCUCGAGUGGAAUCGGAGAAGGACAUUGAUUACUUCAGAACAGAGCUUCUCUACCAAACAGGACUGUCUCAAGAGCCUGAUAAUCCUCUGCUUCUUGCUAACUACGCUCAGUUCCUCUACAUCGUCUCCUAUGAUUAUGACAGAGCAGAGGAAUACUUCAAGAGAGCAGUAGGAGUGGAACCCAAAGACGCGGAGGCGCUGAGUAAAUACGCCACGUUCUUAUGGAGAGCACGGGACGAUCUUUGGGCGGCCGAGGAGAAUUUCUUGGAAGCAAUCGAUGCCGAUCCCACCAACUCUUUCUACGCCGCUAAUUACGCUAAUUUCUUAUGGAACACCGGCGGUGAUGAGACGUGUUUCCCUCUCGACGAGUCUCACGAAGACAACAUCUAGUCAGAACUGUCCAACAUCAAGUCUAAACGUUCCAUACCAACUAAUGAAUAUAUAUACAUAAAUAUGUGCAUAUAAGUGAUGUAUCUGCGUGUUUGCCAUGGGCUAUGUCCCAAACUAACCGUGAUGAAAAGAGUUUUAAUCA